CUACCGCAUCUCCCGGGAGGUGCCCCGGCACCCAGCUGCCGUCUCCUGGUAUGACGAGUUCCAGAGGCUCUACGACACCAUCCCUUGCGUGGAAGUGCAGGCCCUGAGGGAGCACAAUGACCAGGUUUUGCACCUCAGCUUCUCCCACUCUGGCUGUUUGUUUGCAUCAUGCUCCAAAGACUGUACCGUCAAGAUCUGGAGCAAUGAGUUGGACAUCUCCCUGCAGCACAGCUCCAACAUGAGACCGUACAACUGGAGCUACACACAGUUCUCCCAGUUUAACUCCGAUGACUCCCUCCUUCUGGUGUCAGGUGUCUUUGUGGGGCCUCACAACUCCUCGUCAGGAGAGAUUGCCGUCAUCAGCAUGGAGAACUUCACGCUGCUUUCCAGGGUGAGGAAUAAACCCUAUGAUGUGUUUGGCUGCUGGCUGAAUGAAACCAACUUGAUAUCUGGCAAUCUGCAUCGGAUUGGGCGUAUAACCUCCUGUUCCGUGCUGUGGCUGAACAACGCUUUCCAGGGCAUAGAGUCAGAGAAUGUGAAUGUAGUGAAGAGACUGUUCAAAAUCCAGAACCUGAAUGCCAGCACUAUCCGGACCGUGAUGGUGGCUGACUGCAGCCGCGACAGCGAGGAAGAGGAGGCCAAGCCCAAGCAGACUCCGGAGCCAGCAGUACAGGAAUUGCCAGAUGACGGGGGGGUGACAGCAGAGGACGGGCUGCAGCAGUUCUUUGAUGAUAUCAUGGAGGGCCGUGUGAGGCCUGCCAUGACAGAGACAGAGUUGGAGACGAAGGUGGCUGAGCUGUUCGUACGCAACAGAACUAAACCGCCUGAGCUGAACCUGCUCUCCACGGACAGCAACAGCAAGACAAAAUACUUAAUCUUCACCACAGGAUGCCUCACCUACUCCCCGCACCAGAUAGGGAUUAAAAGGAUCCUGCCCCAUCAGAUGACGACUGCCGGGCCAGUGCUUGGGGAGGAGAGGCGCUCGGAUGAGUUCUUUGACUCACUGGAUCACGUCAUUGACAUCCAUGGACACAUCAUCGGCAUGGGCCUCUCCCCUGACCACAGGUACCUGUACGUGAACAGCCGUGCCUGGCCUCGGGACUGUGUCAUCUCCGACCCGAUGCAGCCACCCCCCAUCGCCGAGGAGAUCGAUCUGCACGUGUUCGACCUGAAGACAAUGAAGGAGGUGAAAAGAGCCCUCCGCGCGCAUCGGGCCUACACACCGAACGAGGAGUGCUUCUUCAUCUUCCUGGAUGUCAGCAGGGACUUCGUAGCAAGUGGGGCAGAGGAUCGCCAUGGCUACAUCUGGGACCGGCACUAUAACAUCUGCCUGGCCAAACUGCAGCACGACAACGUGGUCAACUCGGUGGCGUUCAGCCCGGUGGAGCAGGAGCUGCUCCUGACAGCCAGCGACGACACCACCAUCAAGGUGUGGCGCUCCCCUCGCGCGGUGCGCAUCCAGCAGGCCAGGAAGCCUAGGCCCAGGAAACUGCUCUUCUCCUGGCUCAUGAACCAGAAAAGCUGAACCCAGGUACACCUGCUCCUGCAGCUUCCUCACUGCAGCCACCUCCUCUGGAGCUUGCAGAGCUUUGAGCCCUGCACAACAGAGACGAGCUCUGGGCGCAUGAAUCCCAUCCGCUGAGUCAGGAGGGACCCCCGCAGCGGGAAUUGCUUCCUCCUUGGAGCAUCUGCUUCAAAGACAGAACGUAAGAGCCGAAGGCCUGUUCCUGGGCCUGGUGGGCAGCAGCCCAAGCUGGUCACUGCAGGGUAGGCUCCCCACAGCUUCUCACAAACGCUGCUACUUGGUCACAGCUCUCUCUGGGUGAGCUUUGGUCUCUGAGAACAGACUGAGGCACGUCUCCAGCGUUUGUACUGUGUGAGCCUGGGACGUGGCUGACCUUGCCGAGAGCUACCAGCUGCAGAGCACUUGGCAGAAGCCGCGGUACAGUGCUGUGCUGCCUUACUGCAGGACUCUUUUAAUAUAUAGUAAUUUUAUUAAUGUGUGUUUGUCCCAAACCUCCACGGGCAACUCGUCUGGCUGCUGGGUAAUGCUGAGUGCCUCCUCCUAC
This is a messenger RNA of Aptenodytes forsteri (emperor penguin), 2069 nucleotides long. RefSeq names its product F-box and WD repeat domain containing 5 (gene FBXW5). The transcript is spliced from 9 exons. NCBI's taxonomy places the organism in Eukaryota, Metazoa, Chordata, Aves, Sphenisciformes, Spheniscidae. Gene Ontology annotation, biological process: protein ubiquitination. Gene Ontology annotation, cellular component: SCF ubiquitin ligase complex; Cul4-RING E3 ubiquitin ligase complex. The coding region runs from base 239 to 1525 and encodes 428 amino acids. The record is from RefSeq and is a predicted model, not a curated record. Gene Ontology annotation, molecular function: protein binding.